Amborella trichopoda is the source of this 2975-nucleotide messenger RNA. Its product is annotated as pentatricopeptide repeat-containing protein At2g04860. Gene Ontology annotation, biological process: RNA modification. Lineage: Eukaryota; Viridiplantae; Streptophyta; Magnoliopsida; Amborellales; Amborellaceae. The record is from RefSeq and is a predicted model, not a curated record. Gene Ontology annotation, cellular component: intracellular membrane-bounded organelle. Gene Ontology annotation, molecular function: RNA binding; protein binding.
UAAGUCAAUUUUAUGUUGCACCUGACCUCUACAUUGCAAGGAGGCAUCCUUAUACAAAUCUCACCCUUUAAAAUCAGUCAAAACUCGUUUCAUAUCAAUUAGAACGUGUCCCAUGAUGCGUUUGGCAGAGCAUGAACUUUCUCUCUCUAUCUUCCCUCCGCGCUCGACUUCCACCUGCUCGAAGACAAGUUCUCUGGUUAAGGACCCAUAUCCACAGUCGUUGUUAUUGUGCUCUUAUUCAUCAAGAUUUAGAGAGAGAAACUCAAAAAAACCAAGUUCAAAGGUUAAACUGCUCCUCCUUGAACACUGAAAUCUGUGAUUGCAUAAAAAACUCAGAGCAUAAAUGGGCACUGGUCCUUUUAAAACUUUCUCUCAAAUCCUGUAUAAAGCCCAAUGGUUUCACUUUAUCUCUGGUCAUAAAAGCUUGUGCUUCUCUCUCUUCUUUACCAGUGUUGAAGCAGAUCCAUACCCAUGUCUUCAAAACGGCCUUCGAUCACUGCAUCUUUGUCAACACCGCGCUCAUCGAUGGCUAUGGAAAAUGCCUUGUUAUGGAAUUUUCUCAGAAAGUGUUCGAUGAAAUGUGUCAUAGAGACACCGUAGCUUGGAAUUCACUGAUUUCUGGUUAUUCAAUUAAUGGAUAUCUCUUUCAUGCUCUUGAUGUCUUCUCCAAUAUGUUAAUGGAGGGCGUCGGUCCUGAUUCAACAACCUUGGCCUGUGUUCUUCCAUGUUGCUGGCAAAUGGAAGCCAUAAUGCAUGGCAAAUGCGUUCAUGGAUAUGGGAUCAAAGCUGGAAUGGAUUCUGAUUCUUCAGUGAUGAAUUCGGUUAUGGCCAUGUAUGCCAAAUGUGGAGACAUAGAUGAUACCAUGUUUGUUUUUGAUACCAUGCCUCAUAGGAGUGUGGUUUCGUGGAACACCAUUAUAGCUGCUUAUUGCCAAUGUGGAGAAAGUUCACAUCUGUUCAAGAUUUUCAGACUCUUCAAUCAAAUGCAUGUAAAUGACAUGAAACCCAAUUCGGUUACCAUCAUAAGUAUGCUACGGGCCAUCACCCAUAGCGAUUUCAUGUCACAUGGAUUGGCCAUCCAUGCCUAUGCUAUAAAGUCUGGCCUUAUGGAUAACACCCAUGUAUGUACAUCGCUAGUUUGUAUGUAUGCAAAGAGGGGGAAUUUAGAAUGUGCAAUCUCGCUCUAUGAUUCAAUUUCUGAGAAAAACCUGGUUUGUUUAACUGCACUUCUAGCUUGUUACGUUGAGAAGGGAUACUUUGAAUUAGCUAUGAAACAUUUCUUUCAUAUGCAACAGAUUGAUAUCAAACCUGAUGGCAUAACCUUAAUAAGCUUUCUUCAGCCAAUUUCAAGUCCAAACCAUUUGGAUUUUGGGUUGAUUCUUCAUGGCUUUGGGAUUAAAAGUGGGUUUACCUCUGAUAUCAAAGUGAUGAAUGCUAUUUUGAGCAUGUACUCAAGGUGUAAAAAUCCAGAAGCAGCUUUUUCUUUCUUCAACGAAAUGCCAUUGAAAUCUCCUAUUAGUUGGAACACCAUGAUUGCCAGUUAUGUGCAGACUGGGAGGCCAGAAAAAGCUCUGUCCUUCUUCCACCAAAUGAAGUUAGCAGGUCACCAACCUGACUCAAUCACCAUGGUUGAAUUGCUAUCAGGAUGUGGGGAUCUUGGGCUCCUACACUUCGGAAAAAAUCUUCAUAACCAAAUUCUCAGAAGCAGCUUCAAUAUUGACAAGUAUUUAGCCACUGCACUCAUAGACAUGUACUCAAAAUGUGGAAGCAUCAAAAGUGCACUUACAGUUUUCCUAAAUGAGAAAAAUCGAAGAAGCCCUGCAAUAUGGAAUGCCAUGAUCAUGGCCUGCAACUCUCAUGGAUUGGAGAACAAAGCCCUUCAGCUCUACAAAGAGAUGCAAAGCCAUGGUGUGAAACCAGAUAAUAUCACAUUUGUUGGAGUUCUCUCUUCCUUUUGCCAUGUAGACCUUGUCGAUGAUGGAUUACACGCAUUGAGGUUCAUGACUGAGGAUUGUGGGUUGACUCCAGGGGUUCAGCACUAUGCCUGCAUUGUGGACUUGUUGGGACGAGCAGGUCGAUUAGAUGAGGCAGUGAAAUUUGUAAAAAAGAUGAAGGAAAAGCCUGACUCUGUAGUUUGGGGAACAUUGCUUGGGGCUGCUUGUAUCCACCAUAAUAUUAAGUUGGGGGAAUGUGUGGCUAAGCAGUUGUUCCUUUCGGAUUACCGAAACAAUGGGUUUUAUGUCCUCAUGUCUAAUCUUUAUGCAGCUGAAGGUAGGUGGGAUGAUGUUGCUAAUAUAAGGAAGGUGAUGAGAGAUGUGGUUGGGGUGGAUGGUAGCCAUGGUUAUAGUCUCCUUGAAGUGCGUAACAUGUCUUAUUAAUUCCUAUCGGAAAGUGGAAUGCACCAAUAGAAGAAUUUGAGCUGGGGCAACAGCUCUGUAUUGGCAAUGAUCUAAUACUGCCCGGCAUUCCAAAGAGCAUUACUGAUUUUAAACUUGAAUUGCAUAGUGAAUAUUUCAAAUCAGUGAUGGGAACACCGGCAUUAUUCGUAUUUCAUGCAGUCAGAACUUUUGUAAUGCAUGGUAAAUACCAUUUUUCAGUUGUUCUUAAUAAUAGUCUGGGUUUGCAUACAAUGAGGGGAGUUAACUUUUUGUAAAAGACCUCCCACCCCUUCCCAACCAUCAGAUGUGACCUCGGAUGCCUGUGGUGUGUUGCGUCUCUCCGCACACCUGUUACUUGAAAGGGGAAUUGAAGGCCAAGGUUGAACCAAUAGUGGGAUCGUAACAAGGAUGAUUUGCACAAACCAAAACAUUUGUCCAAUAUUUCAAUCCAAAAACCCAACAAUUAAAGAUGGAGAAGGGUUCGGAGAAGAAUAGUUAGGACAGUUGGGGUGAUUACCUUGUGGGGUCCAGCCCCAUAAGAAGUGAAAGGAAAAAAAAACCCAACAAAAAAAGGGUGAGAGAGAGAGUAGGUUUUAG